Messenger RNA from Sordaria macrospora k-hell, 3783 nucleotides. RefSeq lists its product as uncharacterized. Gene Ontology annotation, cellular component: MOZ/MORF histone acetyltransferase complex. The record is from RefSeq and is a predicted model, not a curated record. Gene Ontology annotation, biological process: regulation of transcription by RNA polymerase II. NCBI's taxonomy places the organism in Eukaryota, Fungi, Ascomycota, Sordariomycetes, Sordariales, Sordariaceae.
AUGGCCCCGGUGCCAUCAACCCCGCGGCGGCGACCCCAGAGUCGGCCCAAGGCUCGUCCGAGGGCUGGGGGUUCUGUGACGACCUCCCGUAGCAAGAGACACGCCUCAGGCGCCCCGGCAACUGAGCCACCCCUUAAGAAGAGACGAUACGUUCCUGGCGGCCCCGGCGGUGGCGGACGUUUCAUUGACGAGGAUGGCGUCGAAACACCGGCCGAGCCAUCUGGCUCCGCAUCAAGAGUACGAACAUCGGCCGCCCACGCCUCCCCAAGCGUUUUCCCGAAACGAGAGCGAAGCACAAGGAUACGGACCGCCGUAAAUCGCGACAAACUCGAUGAUAUGCAAUACAGCUCUGCUGCCGCCGUGGUGGCCGCCGUUGUUCAGAGCGAGGGAUACAAGCCCCGAGAGGAGCGUGGCUGGGAAGAGUUUCACCCAAACCUGGAUAUCGAGGGGACAUUUAUGAUCUUCCCAGCCGACGAGGUGGACGGUAUCUUGAGGGAGGCACCUCCAACACCGGCUGUCCAGCAACAACAAAUGGGCGGUCAAGAGAAUGGCGCCACUACUCCUACGAAGAGUACCAACAACAACAUAGCCUCAACGGACGCUCCAAAUGCAACACCCAGUGGGCAGGAUAGGCCUCUACUUGUUGGUUCGGUCACAGAUACGCCUAGCAGACGUAGACCACUGCGGCCAACGAGGGAAUCAUCGUCCCUUUAUGCCAACCGUCCGUUGGACUUUGGAAUCACACCAAAAACACCCAAAGUCCUUCCGAUCCACAACCAGACGCCAAAGGAGCGUCUGGACCUCAAACUACCAUCAUACCGGAAAACCGACCGAAUAGCCCUUUUCGAGAGCAAGACUUUCGGGCAAGCACGAUACGUCGACAAAUCCAUGUCCAACGUGGGCUAUCAGGAGAGCGACAACUUUGUUCGGUCAGAUCGGAAACUCAUCAAGGCCACGGAUGGGAACGUCGAGGAAGAUGUCGAUCCUGUGACCAUAACACAACCAAAUGGCGAAUCGACGCACACUUCGGCGGGUGCUGUGGGCAGGGUCGAAUACGACAUGGAUGAGCAAGAUGAUAUGUGGCUCGAAACACUCAACAGGCGCCGCAAAGACUCGAAUCUCGAUACCAUAACCCGUGAGAUCUUCGAAAUCACAAUCACAAAAAUCGAGAAGGAGUGGCAUGCGCUAGAGAAGAGGAUACCGAAGCCAAAUCCGAAACCACCACAAACUCACAGGCCAAGGUCGAGCUCAGCAGCAGCAGUCAACGGCGAACCGCAGACCGGCGAGGAGCAGGAUUCCAAGUGCGCCAUUUGCGACGAUGGGGAUUGCGAAAACACCAAUGCGAUUGUCUUCUGCGACGGUUGUGAUCUUGCAGUACACCAAGAGUGUUACGGUGUACCCUUUAUCCCAGAGGGCCAGUGGCUAUGCCGAAAAUGCCAGCUUAUUGGGCGUGGUAUUCCAACCUGCAUCUUCUGUCCCAACACCGACGGAGCAUUCAAGCAAACGAACUCAUCAAAAUGGGCACAUCUUCUGUGUGCCAUGUGGAUUCCAGAAGUGUCACUCGGGAAUCACACCUUCAUGGAGCCGGUGAUGGAAGUGGAAAAGGUCCCCAAGAACAGGUGGAAACUCGUGUGCUACAUCUGCAGUCAGAAGAUGGGGGCCUGCAUCCAGUGCUCUAACAAAAACUGUUUCCAGGCUUUCCACGUCACCUGCGCCAGACGAAGUCGGCUAUAUCUCAAAAUGAAGAACAGCCAGGGUGCUCUCGCAGUUUUGGAAGGCGGACUCCCGCUCAAAGCAUAUUGCGACAAACACUGUCCUCAGGACUACGCCAAGGAGAACGAUGUGGUUCAGGCGACAAAAGAUGCCAAGCGCUUCUAUAAACGCGCCAUGAAGGGCCGUAUCUGGGCUGAUAGUCAAGCUUCAGCCCUGCAACUGGCCGCUACCCACCGGCACGCCAUUACCGAACACCCUCCUGACGAAUCACAGAUGACGGGGGCCAAGGUUUCUGCUGUCCUGGGAGAAAACAAGAACGGCCAGCCAGGCAAGCCUAUAUGGAAGCUGCCAUCUGGAGCGCCAAUUAUUCCACAAGCUGUCUACGACCUAGUGGAGAGUGCUCUGGCACGCUUCACCAUCCUCAAGAGGAAGGACUUUAUCGCCGAAGCAUGUCGUUAUUGGACCCUCAAACGCGAAGCUCGCAGGGGUGCUGCUUUGUUGAAGCGCCUUCAGCUUCAGAUGGAGACAUUCUCCUCGAUGGAGUUGACCAGGCGGAACUUCGCAGCUAUGGGACCAUCGGGCCAGACAAGGUUGGCUAGGAGGAUUGAGUUUGCGCGGACAUUGUUGAGAGACCUUGAACACCUCAAGGCUUUGUCGGAAGAGAUUGUGCAGCGCGAGGCCAGCAAGCUUGAUGCCGCCGAGAUGGAACGCGAUUUUGUGGACAGCUGCUAUUUCCCUGUCUAUGAGAUGUUGAUUCCGGUGCUCCAGAAGGCCGUCCAGUCGGAUAGGGACGUCUUCGCGAAGGGCUUGUCCGAACUGCAGGUUAAAAUGGACAAGCGCUACUACACGACAACCUUGCAGUUUACCCACGAUCUCUGCCAAGUCAUCAGUGCUGAGAUUGCCUCUGCAAUUAACCCACAUGCUGGCUUAGACCCAGAUGUCGAACCUUCAUAUGCAUCACCCACUAAGAACGGCGCCAAUGCCGAGGUUAAGAAACGCAAGCAGAUGGGCAAGAGGAUAUUGAAGCAGGUUCAACCAUACCUCGAAGCAGCACUGCAAGCAGAGGCGGAUAUCUGCAGCAAACCCUACGAUGCCCUUCAUCAAGAACUCGAAGGCAUGCUCGAUGCGAGCCUGGAAGUCAGGCAACCCACAAUCACAGUAUCCAGCCAUGACGAUGUCGUGGCUGAAGACGUUGAGAUGGCCGAUGCCCCAGAAGAGGGCGGCCAGAUCAUCGUAGCCGAUCAGAGCGACGGUGAAGCAGAUGGGGAGGGUGAAGAAGACGGGGGCGAUAAAGCGGACGCGAAUACUAAACCCGACGGUGAACCGGAUGACAUGAACGUUGACGCCUCAGAAGAGAAGGCAGAUGUGGGCAGCAUAGAAGUAAACACAUCAGAGGUCGACAAUGCACCAAAAACUAACGGAGCCCUCUCAGCCCACCAGUCAAUCACUGGCGGACAAGAAGAGAAGGAGAACAAGGAAGAUUUCCAACAGCUUCAGCUUCCUGACAUAACCAAAGACUCCGGCACUCCCCCCUCUUUACCCGGCGAAGGUCCCGACCAUGCCACGAAUGUUCCCCAACUAUCGCAUUCUCAACAGUCCGGUCCGCUCACACCACCUCAAUCCAACAAUAGCUUCGGUCGCGACCCCGCCAGCAACAUCCUCACCGAGGGUGGCGCACCAACUUACCUUCACGGCUUCCAGAUCGAGGGUACUUCUGUCAUAGAAGAACAAUGGCCCGGCAGAGAGGCCGUGCGGAGCCUAAGUGAGGAACUUACAGACAUGGAUGAUGACGCCCUAAAGGACCUCGAGUUUGAUGUCGAUGAAGUAUCUGCUGAUACCGUCACGGCGACUCCCGACCUUGCUAUCCCUCUUCUAGCUGCGGAAAUAGCAGUCGAGGCGAGUAUCAGUAAGGAUGCUUCUUCCACUGCUGCUGCUGCUGCUGCUUCCGUCGCUGUUGCGGCUGCUACUGCUGCUACCUUAUCAGCACCGCCAACGACGAGGAACAGGAGCCAGAGGUCAAACCCAGCUAGGGCAAGGAAAGGUGUCAGAACUUCAGCCAGGAGGAGGUGA